This is a messenger RNA of Onthophagus taurus, 2253 nucleotides long. RefSeq names its product nuclear receptor subfamily 2 group C member 1-A. Lineage: Eukaryota; Metazoa; Arthropoda; Insecta; Coleoptera; Scarabaeidae. The record is from RefSeq and is a predicted model, not a curated record. Gene Ontology annotation, molecular function: sequence-specific DNA binding; zinc ion binding; DNA-binding transcription factor activity. Gene Ontology annotation, biological process: regulation of DNA-templated transcription.
CAGGUGUAAGGUCGUGAACCUUGCUCAAUGCGAUCAUAUUUUAGCACCAAUGAAAGGUCAGGGCAAAUAUUUCACGAAAACUAGUUUAACGCCCAAAAGAAUGGACUGAUUCUGCCACGCAAUCACUCUCCAAAAAAUCAUCAACACAAUUUCACCGAAAACGGUAUCAACUCCUUUGCUAUGGAACAAGAGUUGUGUGUCGUUUGCGGUGAUAGGGCAUCAGGGCGUCAUUAUGGGGCGAUCAGCUGUGAGGGUUGUAAAGGUUUUUUUAAGAGGUCGAUUCGUAAACAAUUGGGUUAUCAGUGUCGGGGUAAUAAGAACUGCGAGGUCACCAAACACCAUCGAAAUAGGUGCCAAUAUUGUCGACUACAAAAAUGUCUCGCCUGCGGAAUGAGAAGCGAUUUUUUAGCUGUUCAACACGAACGUAAACCAAUGAUCGUCAAAAAAGAAUAUCCAAAUAACACAACAUCCACCUACAACACAAACGAAGUCAACAAAAUUUUCAUCAGAAAAGAUCUCUCCUCAGAAGCCCCAUCUUUAUUACAACAAUCAUUUAACCCAGCCUUAAGCAACAUUUUCACCAAACGCAUCGGACCAUUACCCGAAUUUCCGUAUCACACCUCACCAUCUCAUCUCAGCUAUGAAGACGACGCAUCCAUGGAUAGCACCAACACCGGCACCGGCGAACUAACAGACGCUUUAAACAACGCCAGAGAGAAACAAUUAAUUUCAAAAGCUCUCGAUUCUAUCGCACGGAUCCAGUGUAUGAACGGAAGUGAUCUCACAUUAACUGCAGAAGAUAAUUAUUUUGAAUUCGAAGGACCCCUUCUUCAAGACCAACAUGUUGCCUUUAACUUAGAAACGCCAGGCCCAGUUCCGCCUUAUCUUAAUACACAUUAUAUUUGUGAAAGUGGCUCAAGGUUAUUAUUUUUAUCAAUACAUUGGGCUCGAAAUGUACCUGCAUUUAAAUAUUUAAGUAUGGAUAUACAAGUAUCAUUAUUAAAAAAUUGUUGGGCUGAAUUAUUUGCCUUGGGUUUGGCGCAGUGUUCGCAAUCAUUAUCAUUAACGACGAUAUUAGCUGCGUUGAUAAGUCAUAUACAUUCAUCGAUCGCUCAAGAGAAGAUGACGGCGUUAAAAGUGAAACAAGUAACGGAUCAUAUCGUUCGAUUACAAGAUUAUGUGAAUACGAUGAAUAGGCUUCAUGUGGACGUUCAUGAAUACGCGUAUUUAAAAUUGAUAGCGCUGUUUUCUAGUGAUCAACCAGGAUUGCAUAUUCGAAAACCGAUUGAGAAGAUGCAAGAAAAAUCGUUUCAGGCUUUACGAAAUCACGUUAAUCAAAGUUUUCCCGGUGAUUCAGAUCGAUUUCCAAGAUUAUUGUUACGUCUUCCACCACUUCGUGCCUUGGAACCACAAAUUUUAGAAGAAUUAUUUUUUGCUGGUCUUUUAGGUCAAGUACAAAUUGAUAGUGUGAUUCCUUAUAUUUUACGUAUGGGAACAUCAGCUGCUAACAGUUUUAAUCGGCAGGUAAAGUCUGAACAAAUUGAACAAGAAUUUCUUUGCAAAUAAAAAAGUAAUAAUUUAUGAGACUGGCAAUCGUAAUCAUUAAAACAAAAAAAAUACCAGUGCAAUUUCAUUAUUUCAGCAUUUAAAGAAACGAUUUAAGAUGUACUUAAAUGAAUAAAAUCGUUAUGUUUUUAGUCGUAAUAUGACAAUAACUAAAAGAAUUGAAUGUAAAACGCGAUUAUAAUUUAUAAUUAAUUUUUAAAAUACCAAAUUUAGGUAAAUCUUGUGUAAAUAAUUUUAUUUGUACUGUAUUUCAGGGUUUUAAGUACUUAUCUUUAGUAAUAAGUCAUAAUAUAGUUUCUAUGUUUCAUUUUUUAAAAGUAUUACAACGGAAUUUUCUCGUCUUCAUCAUCUUCACGAUUUCUUUACCAUCUUGAUCAUCACUUUUUUUAUAAAAAAAGAGAAAAAAUCUAUCCUCUCUACGUUCUUAGUAUUUUUUAAGUAUUUAUUUUCUCUAGUGCAAUGCACACUUAUCUAUGUGAUACUAUGUACAGGUUUUUGUGCCUUGCUGAAAAAAAAAUUUAUUAAUUAAGAAACAAAUUUUCAAACAAAAAGAUUUCGUUUAAGAAAAUACAAUAACGAAUUUCUUAGACAAUACUAAAUACACACUUAAAUAAGAGUUUCAUUUAUUUAUAUAAAUAUUUCCUACAAAAUGUAAUAUUUUCGAAAAUAAAGAAAAAAAGUACCUGA